Messenger RNA from Helobdella robusta, 756 nucleotides. RefSeq lists its product as hypothetical. Gene Ontology annotation, cellular component: cytoplasm. Bases 1 to 756 code for a protein of 251 amino acids. NCBI's taxonomy places the organism in Eukaryota, Metazoa, Annelida, Clitellata, Rhynchobdellida, Glossiphoniidae. The record is from RefSeq and is a predicted model, not a curated record. Gene Ontology annotation, biological process: signal transduction. The transcript has 5 exons.
AUGUCCACCGACAGUAGGAAUGAGUUGCUUCACAACGCAAAACUUUCAGAGCAGGCAGAACGCUACGACGACAUGGCUUCCUGUAUGAAAAAAGUUACGGAAUUAGGCGAAGAAUUGACAAACGAAGAGAGAAAUUUGUUGUCUGUAGCCUACAAAAAUGUCGUUGGGGCCAGAAGAUCAUCAUGGAGGGUUAUCUCCAGUAUAGAGCAGAAGACUGAGGGUAAUGAGAAGAAGCAAAACAUGGCGAAAGAGUUUCGUGAAAAAAUUGAAGUUGAACUGAGAGACAUCUGCAAUGAUGUCCUUACUCUGUUAGAUAAGUAUCUGAUUCCUAUGGCUGGCAACCCAGAGAGCAAAGUUUUCUACCUGAAGAUGAAAGGAGAUUACUUCCGUUACUUGGCUGAAGUGGCCCAUGCCAAUGACAAGUCCAACAAGCUGGCUGAUCGAGAAAAGAAGUCCUACCAAUCGGCAUUAGACAUAGCCAAGGAGCAGAUGCAACCAACACACCCGAUAAGAUUGGGCUUGGCUCUCAACUACUCUGUCUUCUUCUAUGAGAUCAUGAAUGGCUCUGAGAAAGCUUGUGAACUGGCUAAACAGGCAUUUGACAGUGCCAUAGCAGAGUUGGAUACAUUGAAUGAGGACUCUUACAAGGAUAGUACCCUCAUCAUGCAACUGCUCAGAGAUAAUCUCACUCUGUGGACAGCUGAUACGCAAGCGGAUGAAGCUGAAGUCUGUGGAGAGGCAGGUGCUGAGAAUUGA